Temnothorax curvispinosus is the source of this 1328-nucleotide messenger RNA. RefSeq names its product ribosome biogenesis protein NSA2 homolog (gene Ip259). The record is from RefSeq and is a predicted model, not a curated record. The coding region runs from base 128 to 907 and encodes 259 amino acids. Gene Ontology annotation, biological process: maturation of 5.8S rRNA; maturation of LSU-rRNA. The transcript has 2 exons. Gene Ontology annotation, cellular component: preribosome, large subunit precursor; nucleolus. Lineage: Eukaryota; Metazoa; Arthropoda; Insecta; Hymenoptera; Formicidae.
AAUCAGCUGGUUCAGCUGGUUGUUCUCUCCCGUGAAUCCGCUCGCGCAUUUUCGUUGAUUUCGUGUUCCUGCGGCGUGAUCGAAGGAAGGUUGAAUUCCAUGUGAGUACAGAAACCCACGUAGAAAAAUGCCGCAGAACGAAUAUAUUGAGAGGCACCGUAAGCUCUACGGUCGCCGUCUGGACUAUGAGGAGAGAAAGAGGAAGAGAGAGGCCCGUGCGCCUCACAAACGAGCGGAGCAAGCCCGUAGUUUACGCGGCAUAAAGGCUAAGAUAUUUAAUAAAGAGCGACGCAAUGAGAAGAUCCAAAUGAAAAAGAAGAUUAAAGCUCACGAAGAGAAGAAAGUCAAGGAGAAGUCCGACAAGCUACCCGAAGGAGCGUUGCCCGUAUAUCUGCUGGAUCGUGACGUCACGAAGCGCGCGAAAGUGCUGUCGAAUAUGAUAAAGCAGAAGCGCAAGGAGAAAGCUGGCAAAUGGGACGUUCCGAUACCGAAAGUUCGCGCGCAAUCGGAGUCCGAGGUUUUCAAAGUGGUGAGAAGCGGCAAGACGAAACGGAAAUCGUGGAAACGGAUGGUGACCAAGGUGACCUUCGUCGGGGAGAACUUCACGAGGAAACCGCCGAAAUUCGAGAGAUUCAUCAGACCGAUGGCGUUGAGAUUCAAAACCGCUCACGUCACUCAUCCCGAACUCAAGGCGACCUUCUCCCUGCCGAUCAUUGGCGUCAAGAAAAAUCCAAGCUCGCCCAUGUACACAAAUUUAGGUGUUAUUACUAAGGGAACCGUUAUUGAAGUAAAUAUCUCGGAAUUGGGCCUCGUAACGCAGUCGGGCAAAGUAGUGUGGGGAAAGUUCGCUCAAGUUACGAAUAAUCCUGAGAAUGACGGAUGUAUCAAUUCCGUUUUGCUUGUAUAGACUUUUUAGCGCUUGUGUUAUAAUUCCUAAAUUGUGACGCUACUGAUAAUUUCUCAAAUUCUUGAUUGUACGUAACGGUACGUACGGCAACAUAUGCAGUAGUUUAUAUUAAAAAAUAAGGAUAAGUUAUAUUUUGUAAGUACAUGUAUACAUAUUUUUUGGACAUAUAUUAGUAAAGAUAAAGCCAGAUAAAGCAUGUUGUUUUAAUACUUAUUUAAUAUCAUCUAAUUUGUUCGCGCGUUGCUCAAAUGAUUUGAUUUAUUAAUUUUGACAAUGUAUGUACUACUAUGUUGUAUUACUGUAUCAAUGAUGCAAAAAAAUUGAGAACACACACAUACUGUCGAACAACAUCUUUGUCGUAAGUAUGACGAUAACAUAAUUUUGCAUCUACGUGAAAUAAAAACCUAUUUUAUUAAAUGAA